CACAGCACUUCAUGUUGCUCUGCAUGAAAGAUCAUGUUCUUUUAAUACAGAUAUAUAUGUACAUGCUUAUCUUAUUGCUGAAAUUUAUUGCGAUCUAGUCCCUCAGCUCUCCAGGAAAUGUUGGUGUCUAGAAUCACUUCAAUCGUUUGGCCUCUAUUUCUCUUUCAUGGCUUCACAUACUGCUGGAGUUCAUUUGAUCUGCAGUCUAAGGGGCCACCCCAGGAGGGCACACUAAGACUGGUUGGGAGUGGCCAGCCCUCUGCAGGCCGUGUGGAGGUGUACCAUGAUGGGCAGUGGGGAACGGUUUGCGAUGAUGGCUGGGCCCAGGUUCAUGCUCAGGUGGUGUGUCGGCAGCUGGGAUUCCCUGGUGCUGCGUCUGCUACUAUAGGAGGGAUCAACGGGGAAGGCUCCGGUCCUAUUUGGCUUGAUGAUGUCAGCUGUAAAGGAUCUGAGAGCUCUUUGUCCGGCUGCCAUUUUAAGGGAUGGGGUGUAACUGACUGUUCCCAUAAAGAGGACGCAGGGGUAGUGUGUGAGAGUGGCAAAAGUGUUGACAGCGACCGAACGUUUUCAUUGGACCACAGCCUGGGACUGUCUGAAGGGCUGGGAACUCUUUUUGAGAGCCACGAGAGCUGCGAUUUCAACGUCACCGUCCACGACCCCAAUGAAAAGCAGGUCGGGCAGCAAGCAAUCUGCGUCCACAAGCUGAUCCUCUCUCUUUACCCUCAGCUCAACAUCACUGAAACAUCGAAAAACCUCUCUGUUGAGAUCAGCCACACCUGUCAUCCCCAGGUCUCUAGUUUCUUAAGGUAUCUGUACACACGCAAGAUCGACAUCACUGUCUUGUCAGCCCAGUGCAUUCACCAGCUGGCCUAUAUCUUUGAGUUUCAGGAGGUUCUAGAGGAGGUAGGCAGGGUCUUCACCCUGCUGCUUCCUCAGGACAGCACCUUCCAUACCCAGGUGUCCCUGUAUGAGUAUGGUGUCCGCACAGAGGACCUACAGCUGCAGGACAGCGUCUUGCAGUACCUGUCCUGGAAUUUUGAGCUCCUCACCAUCUCCCCGGCAUGGAAAAGCAUCUCUACACACAUGCUGGAGGCUCUGCUGUCUCGCUCAGACCUGGUAGUGAUGGAUGAGGCAUAUUUGCUUGUCACACUGGAGGACUGGAUUAAAGAGAAAGGAGACGCGGUUAGUCCGGAACAACACUUCACCUUUCUAAAUCAAAUCCGCUUUCCUAUGAUAUCGGUGGAAAAACUUUAUGACAUUCAAUUCAAAUCAGAUCUGUACCAGAGCAAUGAGGCAUUUUAUCAAGGAGCUAUACUAAAAGGCUUUCAGUUCAACACUCUGGCUUUCUCAACAACCAAGCAGCAUUUUAACCAGAGCGAAGCAUAUCUGCCUCGGAUCUAUACUGCAGCUCCUUGGAGCACAGUCAUCAAUUACACUUCCUCGUCCAAUUACAACUACAAAUACAAUUACUAUAGUAAUGACAGAAGCCAAAUGUUCACGACUCCUGUUCACAACAGUGUGAUCUUCAAGGAGAAAACAAUAAAUUGGCAAGCGCAGAUUUUUCUGCGCUCUGAGGAGUGCUCCAAUCAGGGUUUCCGCUGCAACUCUCUCCCUAUGGCUUGGCUACGUACCGUUAACAAUCCAUACUAUCCACCCUAUCUGAACACCGUUCGCUUUAGCAACCGGCUCAUUCUCACGUGCAAGGCUGAAAAUAUUGUGUUUCACGUCCAAGAUUUCAAAGAUGACAAGGCGAUAAUUCCAACCAACAGCACCAUGUUCCUGCCCAGUCCCUGCCCGGAUGACUACACCUUUACCUUUGUGGUGCGCCCAGAGUACAAGUGACCACGUCCUUUUGCACUUCUCUUGAAAUAGCUGCCAUCUUAAUUCCUACAAAAUAAAUCCUAGAACACUUGAUAUGUUGAUAGUCAUUUAGAUGACACUUUAAUUCCCUUUGAUUAUUUUUAUACAUGUCAUAAUCACAUUACUAACAAACUAAAACUUUGACUUGAACAAUAAUAAACAUGUUACAAAUUUCUUUGCAA
Electrophorus electricus (electric eel) is the source of this 2042-nucleotide messenger RNA. Its product is annotated as galectin-3-binding protein A. Lineage: Eukaryota; Metazoa; Chordata; Actinopteri; Gymnotiformes; Gymnotidae. The record is from RefSeq and is a predicted model, not a curated record. Gene Ontology annotation, molecular function: protein binding. Gene Ontology annotation, cellular component: membrane.